AUAUCAGAUGUGUUCGAUAUCGGGUUUCUUUCCAUACUUAGCAACACGACGUCACACUUCUACCGGGGCUUCCGAAACGGGCAGCAGACUUCAGUGCAGUGUUACAGUAACUUAUAUAGGAGGAGCGCACGUGAACAAGAACCCCAUACACCACGGUCACCUGGCGUGUCCACGAUGAAGGUAUUAGAUUUGAGUACGGCGGCCCUGAGGGACUAUGAGAUGGGUAACUAUGACAGUGCCAUACAGCUGUACACAAGCCUCAUGGAGGACGAACCAGAAUGUUCCUACCACCUCGUUAACAGAGCCAAGUGUUACCUCCAACAGGCCAACUAUACCAAGGUCGUAGAGGACAUCAAGACGGCGCUCGACAUCGACCCAAAAAACGUAGAGGGCGCCAUCACCGGGGGACGGGCCUCCACCAAGCUCGGCAAGUAUGAAGAUGCGUAUCAUUUCUACAAGGCAGGUCUCGACACGGACCCUAAAAGUGUCGUUAUUACGGAAGAUCUGAAAAAACUGCAGCAGGUCAUCUUGGAUGACUACGAUAAGAUGGGUGGCGAGUCGGAUGAACAAGGCUAUGACGCUGUAAACUUCUGUGGGCAAGACUCCUACCCCGGGGACGAUGUGUUGCUAAGGAAAGAAUAUGAAUCUUUAGAACGGAAGUAUGACAUGGAGAAGGACAUACCCGCUCCUCCCCCGGAUUCCCUUAGGUCUGAGAAAGCAGGCAGGAUAGCUGUAGAAGCACACAGAGCAAUGAUGGCGGGAAAGUUUCCCGAGGCGUUGCAAUUCUUUACCCUUGCAGUGGAACUGGAACCAGCUAAUAAGGUUCUGCGACGACUUAGGGCAGAGGUGCGCUUCCUGAAUGAGGACCUGGUGGGCGCCAUUCAAGACCUGUGGCUGAUCCCCAAGGGAGAGCGGACGGCUGAUUCAUGGAAGUUAGGAGGUAAAGUUCUUGGUCAGAUUGGUUACCCGAUAGCGGCCGAGUUUUGGCUGAGGAAGGCUUAUACACUUUCGGAGAAGAAGGACCAAGAAGCUGCCAUUAUCUUCCAGAAGGUGCGUACCAGUCGCAUAUACAGCCCAAUGACCACAGAUUUUCCAGUAACCGUGGACUUUUCCGGAUACGGUCGUGGCAUAUACGCCAAACGUGACAUUCCCGAAGGGGAGGUCAUAUUCGAGGAUUCGCCCGCGGUAUUCGGCCGGGUGAUGGAAAAGGACGUGGAAGAGAUGAUUCCCGCUUGCGACUACUGUUCCCAGUCGCUGCUAACGGCACGUAGAUAUUUUGGAGCAAAAUUGGAUACGUUCGACACGAGUGUUCAGGAGCUGAUUGAGCGCCAAUGGCCGGACGUGACACCCGUCAUGUGUGACAAAUGUAACAUCGUAACAUUCUGUACGGACACAUGCAAAGAACGUGCGUGGGAAGAAUACCACCAGCUUAUCUGUCCUGCCAGGUGUGCUGCUACCAAAACCCUGUACGAGGUGGCCGACAACUAUGGCUACGGAUACAACGAGAAAGGCGAGAAAGUCAAUCUAUGGCUUGCAUCAUUCAGUCCAAUUAUACUUGCGCGAAUGUGGGCGCAGAUAGUGACGGAGGCCAAACGACUCGUGAAGAAGGAUGGCUGUACGCAACCUACUAUUGAACACUGGGCCAAAGCAAAGGCCCCUUUCAGGAAAUUCAUCGCAUUCGGUGCGGGUGACGUUUCAUCGAAGAUGUCGACGGUCCUACAGCUGUUUCGCGACAUCUUCAGCGACUGUGGUGACGGCGUCAAGUAUGAGAUUACUGACGGUGAGUUCACAGGACGGUAUUACCAGGCCUCCUGUAACCUCCAAAGCUUCUCCUUCCCAGUGACGCCCUACCACCAGUUCAUCAACCGGCUGUCAAAAGUCGACGUACAGGACAUGCGAGUCCUGGCUCUAUUGAAACCACUCGAGGCUAAGACACCAACAGCAAACUUUUGUGGUAUUUUCUCGCUCCACGCGUGUCUGAAUCAUUCGUGCAUAAACAACGUCGAGGUGUGCGACGGUUACGUCAACGAUCGCGGAGGCGUGAUAGUUCGCGCCAAAAGAGACAUCACGAAAGGGGAGGAGCUUUACACUACCUAUAUUGAUACGUCGAUGCCCCGUAAGCUUAGGAGGGCGUGGUUAUACAAAUCAUUCAACUUCUGGUGUCACUGUCCGCGCUGUGUACAUGAAGGGGACGACCCUUACGUCUGUACGACCUGCCAUAAAAAAUCCACGGACGGCGAGGCGUUCAGGGGAUGUGGCAACUGUAAAAAGGCCUGGUACUGUACAGUAGAAUGUCAACGUAAGUCAUGGAACCAGGGACACAAAGAGGUGUGUCAAAUCAAGCACUCAGACACCUCGUAAGGCGUAACCGCUCUGACAAAACAGUCAAGACAUAUGUAGACCUUCGUGCUCCAACUAAGCACUAGUAUCAGAGAAUGAUGCUACUGGCGAUAGUAUGUAAAGCGUCCAUUAGAGUUCACGUGUGUUGUAUGACGAUGAAAGCAUGAACGCCCAUGAAAGGAGAGCGAUUUAACAUUUGAAGUGUUCCAUUUUCCGAAAACAAUCAUGUAAGCCAGGAUUGAUGCAUUUAUUUAACUAUGGCAACAUGUGAAAGUAAUUUGUGCCGUGCGAUAUUAAGAAAACGUCGGGACGAGUUUGGUGCAGUGAGGAUGUGUUGUAUGUUUACAUAUAUAAUGUACUAUACUUGGGUACAAUAGCAUUGUUUUGCAUGUUGUAUGAAUUAUUGUAUAGACAAUGCUCAUAAGUCGUGCUGUAUAAAAUAUUGUAUUGACAAUGCUCACAAGUCGGACUUGUGACCAAAUCAGUUUACGUCCUUUUACACUUUUUUAGCAUCGGCUCGAGUCGUGUUUAGGUAUACACCAAACAAUAUCAGUUUACAUGCGAUUUUUCCUCAUCAAUAUCCCAUAUACUGACUCAAUCUUUUUUCUUGAGAUUGCUCAAUAGUCAUUGUCAUCAUCUGAACAGUUCAUCCAUCAACGGUGACCCUGCCGGUAAACUUCACGGCGCUCAAUACUUGCUCGGGAGAUGCCAUGUUCUGGGUUUGCUCAGCGGACCGUGAGAGUAUUUUUGUAUAUAUUUUGUGUAUUUGGUCAAUUUUCAACAAGACAUUUGUUUUCGUCCCUCUUCCCUCCCCAUCCAUUCCAGACAGUAUGCUAUUCUCCCCGUGUGAUUUACAAAUGGCAAUUCUUUUAUUAUAAUUAUUCAAACAGUUUACUGUAGAUUAGGAGACGUUAUACGAGCUGUCUCCGGUUAUUUACAUCUGUAUCGAAACAAAUCAACAUUGCAUUAAUCACUUAGUUUUACCGGUGUUAAGGCCAUGUCCGGUGAUAAGCCCAUCGUCUGGUUUAACGACAAUGGCCAUGUCCAGAGAAAGUGUUCACAAAUCAAUAUUAGGAGAAUAAACCAAACGUGCUCAUUUACCUCCGUAGACACUACAACAACCCGUGGGUUUAUAAAGGUAAAAUGGGAUGCUCCAGCAUCAAUUGUGUUCUACCUAUCCUUUCGUGCUGGCUUCUGUUUUAAAUCUACUGGUAACUUGGUUUUUAUUAAUUUUCGGUAUUGCAGCAACUAAGCCAAUGUUUUUGGCUUUAACUCACUUGUUGUCAAUGGCAAAAUAAACGUACAAAAUACAGCACCUUAACAGCAAUCUUGCUACGGGGUGGAACCAACGUUGGGCUAUCUCGUUACUUAUUUACAGCAUAAUCGGGACCUGAAUAUUUAUUUUUACACAUAAUUAGAAACGACCGUUCAAAUAAUCGACAUCCGUGGUGAAAUAAAUGUUUCCUAAUUGAAGCAUUUAUAUGAAAUGAAAGGCGAUUCAUAUAUUUAAUGAAUUCAAAUGCCUGUGGUCAAUUGUACUUUACCCUGCACCAUGUGUAUACACAAUUUAGCAUUCCUUCCUUCCCCAACACCAGACCUCGUAGCUUAGUCCCAAUUUUAUAACUUAUUUUAUUUAUUUAAUCUUAUUUUAAUUUAUUCACUGAAAUAUGUACCAUAUCCCGUGUUUUUUUACACUGUGAUGACCAUGUAGACUAAUUUGAAUUUCGGAAUGAAAUAAAUGAUUAUUAUUAUA
This is a messenger RNA of Mizuhopecten yessoensis (Yesso scallop), 4093 nucleotides long. RefSeq lists its product as uncharacterized. Lineage: Eukaryota; Metazoa; Mollusca; Bivalvia; Pectinida; Pectinidae. The transcript has 4 exons. Gene Ontology annotation, molecular function: protein binding. The record is from RefSeq and is a predicted model, not a curated record. Bases 175 to 2361 code for a protein of 728 amino acids.